AUGGAUUCUUCAUCAACAAUCGAACAUGAAAAACUGCCUAAUCCAAAUUCUCUAUGGAUAUUACUGGAUAAAUUAGGUGAAGGUACAUAUGGACAAGUUUUUCGGGCUAAAUAUCAUAAUGUUGAUGAAUAUGUAGCGGCAAAAAUAAUUCGUUUAAAAUCUGACGAUAUCUCGAAUGAAUUCGAAAAUGAAUUAAAUAUUUUACAGAAAAUUUCUAAACAACAAGAAAAUUUACCUGAUUUUAUUGGUUUAUAUGGUGAUAGUAAUGAAUUCCGUGUUCCACGUAUAUGGUUUAUUAUGGAACUAUGUCAUUUAGGGCCAAUUACUCACCUAUUAAAACAAAUUCAAAAGGGAAAUCAAUUAAGUAGAUAUGAAAAAGAAAAAUUAAUCGCUUAUGCAUUACAAAGUACAUUAAAAGCAUUAAAAUAUCUUCAUCAAUCUGGUAUUAUGCAUCGUGAUGUCAAAGGUAGUCAUAUAUUAGUAACAAAAAAUUAUAUUAUAAAAUUGAUUGAUUUUGGUGUGGCUGCUUUAUUCAGUAAAGAACAAUCAAAACGUAAUUCUAGUGUUGGUACUUCUCUUUGGAUGGCACCUGAAGUCAUUGCAUGUGCUCAUCAAUUGGAAUAUUCAUUUGAUGAAAGAUGUGAUAUAUGGUCUCUUGGUAUAACAGCUAUUGAAUUAGCUGAUGGUGAAGCACCAUUAAGUCAUUAUCAUCCAACAAAAGUUCUGUUUGAAGUUCCACGUCGACCAUCACCGACAUUAAAAGAUACAACACAAUGGUCAACGAGUUUUAAUAAAUUCAUUUCAACUUGUUUAAUUAAAGAUUAUGAAUAUCGACCACGCGCAGAACAAUUAUUAACAGAGCAAAUAUUUGUUAAUUUUGAUGAUCAAACAACAGAUUUAUAUCGAGGUUUAUUAAAAACUUAUCAUAUGAAAUGUUCAUCAGUAGAUAUUUCAGAAAAAUCAGUUGAAAGUGAUCAAUCAACAAUAGUUAAUGAUGAUACUGGAGUUUUAAAUAUUAAUCCUUGGAUUGAAAAUAUACGUAAACCAGCAGAUUUAAUUGAUUCUGAAAAUAAUUUAGCACAAAUUGAUUAUCUUGAUCAACAACGUCUUAUUAAUUCAAUUCGAAGACGGUUUAGUAACACAUUAAUUUAUACAUAUAUAGGUGAUGUUUUAUUAGCCAUUAAUCCUAAACAAUUUUUGCCCAUUGAUAAUCUUCAUUUUCAAUUAAAAUAUUUAAAAAAUACAACAAAUUUAUUGCCGCAUGUGUUUGCAAUAGCUACAAAUGUUUAUAAUCAAAUGAUGAUUAGUCGACAAGCACAAUGUAAAACACAUGCAGCACAAAAUCUAAUUAGUGAAUUAGCUCUACUUGGUUUUGGCGAACAACGUGCAUUAGAAAAUCGUCUUGUUACAAUGAAUUUAUUACUUGAAUCAUUUGGCAAUGCUGAAACAUCAUUAAAUAAAAAUUCUUCACGUUUUGGUAAACUUCUUGAUAUAUUUUUUACUGAAUAUGGUACUAUUGUUUAUGUACAAUUAUCUCAAUUUCUUCUUGAAAAAACUCGUGUUGUACUUGCAAGUGGUAAUAAAAGAAAUUUUCAUAUAUUAUACUCAAUAUAUUCACAUUUUUCUCAAAAUCAAACAAAUCCUUGUGUUUUGAUUGAUCAAGAAUCAUUUGAAUUAUUUCAAACAAUUACACAUUAUACAUAUCUUGGAAAUAGUUAUAAUCAAACAAUAUCAUCAUUACCAUUAGUUGAUUUAUUUCAAAUAUUAAAAGAAUUAAAUAUUACAGAUGAUGAACAAUCAUCAAUAUUAGCAAUUCUUACGGCAAUUAUUCAUUUAGGAAAUGUUUCAUUUAAAGCUGAAACAGAAAUCAAUGAACCUGGCUGUUCAAUUGAUGAACAGUCGAAGCCACAUGUAAAUGCUGUUUAUCGUUUAUUAAAAAUUGAUAAUAAUCAAUUUAUCCAAUCAUUAUGUCAAUCAAGUUUAAUGACACGUGGUGAAACAGUUACGAAAUUAAAUACUAUUGCUGAAGCACAACAAACACGUGAUGCUAUGGCAAAAUCUCUUUAUUCACGUUUAUUUGAUUGGAUUGUAUUUGCAUUAAAUCGUUAUUUUCGUACGGAACUUGAAUAUCAACCAAAAUCAAUUGUUGAUAUUCGUAAACAACAUGAAAGAGAUAUAUUAAAUAAUGAAUUUUCUGUUCGAGCUAAAUUAAAUGAAGAAUUACAUACAAAAAAACAAAAUGAUGAUUUAUAUUCAAUAUCAAUACUUGAUUUAUUUGGUUUUGAAACAUUUGGUCAUAAUUCUUAUGAACAAUUAUGUAUUAAUAUUGCUAAUGAACAAUUACAGUAUUUUUUUCGACAACAUACAUUUGCAUGGGAAAUGAAAGAAUAUGAAAAUGAAGAAAUACAAAACACAAGUUAG
Messenger RNA from Rotaria sp. Silwood2, 2421 nucleotides. The record is from the annotation of a GenBank genome assembly. Lineage: Eukaryota; Metazoa; Rotifera; Eurotatoria; Philodinida; Philodinidae.